CGGCCGCUCCCCCCCCCACUUCCCCGCCCCGUCCUCAGCGGGGCCGGCAGUGGCGGCCCUUCCUCGGCCGGCCCGCAGCAGGGCGGCGGCGGCGGCUUCCGGCGAAGCCCUCUUGCCUUCAACAAAGAUGGUGCUCCCCGCGCAGGCUUCGCGGGCGCUGGGGUGCCCCGUGUAGCUCCCCACUUCCCUCUUGUUGCCAGAUGGAUGCGAGAGACAAGCAGCUUUUGCGCUCCGUGCGCCUGGAGCUCUGCAGAGAGGUGCUGGUGGAUGGAGUUGUUAUUCAGUAUCUCUACCAAGAAGGGAUUCUCAUGGACAGUCACGUUCAAGAAAUAAAAGCCCAAACCACCAGUCAGAGGAAAACUAUGAUGCUCCUUGAUAUUCUCCCCACCAGAGGACCCAAGGCUUUUGAUGCAUUCUUGGAUUCUUUGCAGGAGUUCCCAUGGGUUAAGGACAAGCUGGUGAUGAAGCGUAAAGAAAUAACAGUCCAAGAUCCUGCAGAUAUCACUGAAAUUGCACCAUUUAUUUUGAAGACUUCACCAACAGAUCAGCAGCUGAACAAGCUUGCGAGGAGACUAGGACCCGAGUGGGAGCAUAUAGUUCUGUGUUUGGGUUUGUCCCAUACUGACAUCUAUAGAUGUAAAGUCAAUCACCCCCAUAACCUGCAGUCACAGAUUGUAGCUGCAUUUGUCCUUUGGAGACAGCGCCUGGGGAAAAGAGCAACAAUCCAAAGUCUGCAAGCCAGUCUCAUGGCAGAAGAGGUGGAUCCAUCUGUGAUACAGUAUAUGCUUGAGUGAAGCUUUGCUAUUGAUCGGGAGCUUUCAAGUACUUUGUUAAAUUAAAUAAAGAGAGUUCAUGGAAAUGCAUGUUGAAGAUCUGAUGUCUUAAACUGGAAAAAAAGGGGUUGGGAACUAUGGUUUUAUUAAGCUUGAACAUUCCAGUUUCCUGUGGCAUCUUGUGGCUUGUAAUUCUUUUCAUGCCAGAUUAAUUUUUAGCAAGCAUUAAAAAAAUUGAUCACUCUUUCCUGUUCACUUUUAUACUUUUCCAGU
Molecule: messenger RNA, 1046 nt
Organism: Melopsittacus undulatus (budgerigar)
Lineage: Eukaryota; Metazoa; Chordata; Aves; Psittaciformes; Psittaculidae
Gene: CRADD
Product: CASP2 and RIPK1 domain containing adaptor with death domain
Exons: 3
Coding region: 201-794 (197 amino acids)
Biological process (GO): cellular response to mechanical stimulus; positive regulation of apoptotic signaling pathway
Cellular component (GO): cytoplasm
Molecular function (GO): protease binding; death domain binding
Source: RefSeq, a predicted model, not a curated record